This is a messenger RNA of Drosophila eugracilis, 4557 nucleotides long. RefSeq names its product mediator of RNA polymerase II transcription subunit 23 (gene MED23). The transcript has 15 exons. Lineage: Eukaryota; Metazoa; Arthropoda; Insecta; Diptera; Drosophilidae. Gene Ontology annotation, cellular component: transcription regulator complex; mediator complex. Gene Ontology annotation, biological process: positive regulation of gene expression; regulation of transcription by RNA polymerase II. The record is from RefSeq and is a predicted model, not a curated record. Bases 70 to 4374 code for a protein of 1434 amino acids.
UGCGAUAAAGAAGUUCAGAUCAGACGCGAUUUUGUUUAUGCGGUGCCGGAAAUGAUAAAAACAAUAUAAAUGGAUAUGGAAACGCAAGUUAUAGACACCGUCAACGAGUUUUUGAAGGUGGACUCCAUUGACGAGGCGUUUGUGAGCGUCAUUGUUUUUAAGCCAAAUGGGGAGCAGGAGCGGGCCACCAGUUUCGCCAAUGACUUGGUCACCGCCUUUGGGAAUGUGGCUCAGGAGAACCGGGACCAAGUACUUCGGCUUUAUCUGCUGCGAGCAGCCGGUGCCUCCGGUUAUCACAUUAAGGUGUUGAUGGCGGCACUGGUUAAACUGGUGGAUACACACGUAAUUACCGCCAGGAUGCUGUGCGACAAGGUAUUAAUGUGCGAGAAAUUGGAUUACGAGCACAAGACCUUCUGGGUCGAGAGCUUUCGUCUGAUUAAGCGCGUUAUCGUCCAGGUGGACUACAAGGGCGUGCGCGAGAUCAUGAAGGUGUGCCGUGACAAGGCCCAAUGGUUUCCCCUCAACGUGAACAUCACAUACAUGCCACAGCUGCUGGCCGUUGAGGAUAUUCUGCGUUUCAUUUUCGACCGCAACAAUUGCCUCCUGCCCGCAUACUUUAUUGCCAACGAGAUUAUGCGUCCAUUUCCUUACCAUUGGAAGCUCAAUCGCCUGAUGACCGACUUUGUCGAAGAGUUCCGCACCACAGCACAAAUGGUAUCGAUCAUAGGGCACGCCAGUAUGCUGCCUAUUGUGGAGCAUUUUGGUUAUGCUGAUCACAUGAUGAACUCCUGGCGGCUAGACCACAACACACUUAAGUUUAACUUUAAGGGCAGCCUGCCCUAUGAGCCCGAGCUACUCGAGGAGCAGAAACCCCUGCUUCGUUAUGUUUUGGAACAGCCAUACUCUCGGGAGAUGGUCUCGCAAAUGCUAAACUUGCAAAAGCAUCAGAAGCAGCGCUAUAAUGCGCUGGAAGAGCAACUAGUUAAUUUGAUAGUCCAGGCCAUGGAAAUGACGGAGGCGAAUGAUGCUACUGCGGGCAGUGGCUUCAAUGCGUCAGACGAACAGAUCACGCCCUACGAGUGGGUGUGGUUGCAUCUGUCUUCACAACUUAUCUAUUUUGUGCUCUUCCAGUUUGUAAGCUUUAUGCAUAUAGUCCUGGCGCUGCAUGAAAAGCUUUCGAAGUUGGAGCUCCGCAAGGGUCGUGACCAGCUUAUGUGGAUACUUUUGCAGUUCAUCUCUGGAAGCAUACAGAAAAAUCCUAUCACAAAUUUCCUGCCUGUAUUCAGAUUGUUUGAUCUUCUUUAUCCAGAGCUGGAGCCUCUUAAGCUGCCAGACAUUAACAAAUCCUCGAUGGUGCGGCAUAUGGCCCCCAUUUGUGUCUGGAUUCAUCUGAUGAAGAAGGCCCGAGUGGAAAAUAUGAACAUAACUCGGCCGCUACCUAUUGCGCUUAAAAACCAUUACGAUUUUCUCCAGCACCUGGUCACCCCGAAUACCAUGAUGAACAUGACUUUGGGAAACGAUUUUCGCAUCAUUCUUAUUUGCAAUGCAUAUUCGACAAAUCAAGAAUACUUUGGUCGACCCAUGGGACUGCUGCUGGAUGCUUUAAAUGGCACUUCAAAGUCUCCAAAUGGGGGCCAAAUACCAGCCGUAACGUUCUCGGUCACGGUUUUAGACAGCCUGACAGUACACAGUAAAAUGUCGCUAAUCCACAGCUUCGUAACACAGAUGUUAAAGCAAGCCCAAACAAAAGGACAAGUUCCUGCGGCGGCUCUGCUAGAAACAUAUGCCAGACUUCUGGUUUAUACAGAAAUCGAAUCGCUGGGAAUUAAGGGAUUCCUAAGCCAAUUGAUGCCAACUGUAUUUAAAAACCACGCGUGGGCCAUGUUGCAUACUCUGAUGGAGAUGUUUUCGUACCGACUGCACCAUGUGCCUACUCACUAUCGGGUCCAGCUGCUAUCCCUGCUUCACUCUCUGUCCUCUGUGCCGCAGACAAAUAAGAUGCAGCUAAAUCUUUGCUUUGAAUCCACUGCUCUGCGCUUGAUCACCAGCAUUGGAUCUGCCGAGUUCCAGCCUCAGUUUUCGCGUUACUUUAAUGAUAAAUCGCCUGGAGCGGUAGCAUCUAAUGAGAGCGAGGAGCUUAACCGGGUUCUCAUCCUUACACUAGCCCGAUCUAUGCAUGUGCACGGGGGAGGCGAUGAAAUGCAGGGGUGGUGCAAAGAUUUUCUCUCCAACAUUAUUCAGCAUACGCCGCACUCGUGGUCCAUGCAUUCCUUAGCCUGCUUUCCGCCCGCUUUAAAUGAGUACUUUACCCAAAACAACCAACCGCCAGAGAACAAACAGCAGUUGAAAAAGGCCGUGGAAGAGGAAUAUAGAACUUGGACUUCAAUGACAAGCGAGAACGAUAUCAUCGCACACUUCCUGCGACCAACUACGAAUCCCUUAUUCCUUUGCCUUCUGUUUAAGAUAAUCUGGGAGACAGAGAACAUAAGCCCAGUGGCUUACAAAAUCUUAGAGGGCAUAAGUGCAAGAGCGCUAUCCACUCAUCUGCGCAAGUUUUGCGAUUAUCUGGUAGCCGAGGUGGCUAGCUCAUCGGAUGGCCGGGACUUUAUUCACAAGUGUGUCGACACGAUCAACAACAUGAUCUGGAAGUUCAAUGUAGUGACUAUCGAUAGGGUUGUGCUUUGCCUGGCUCUCCGUACCCACGAGGGAAACGAGGCUCAAGUAUGUUUUCUUAUCAUUCAGCUGCUAUUAUUAAAAGCCAGCGAGCUAAGAAAUCGCGUUCAGGAGUUCUGCAAGGACAAUAAUCCUGAUCAUUGGAAACAGAGCAAUUGGCAAGACAAGCAUUUAUCGUUCCACCAAAAAUACCCAGAGAAGUUCGCCUUGGACGAGUCUGCUUCGCAGAUUCCUUUACCUGUGUACUUCAGCAAUGUCUGCCUACGAUUCCUGCCCGUUUUGGAUGUCGUGGUGCAUAGAUUUAUCGAGCUUACCAUUACGAAUGUCCACCAAAUUCUGGGUUUUAUAUUAGAUCAUCUGAGCAUACUCUACAAGUUUCAUGAUCGGCCCAUAACUUAUCUCUACAAUACUCUUCACUAUUACGAGCGAAUUCUACGCGAUCGGCCCGCGCUGAAGAAAAAACUGGUUGGUGCUAUUACUAGCGCGUUUAGUGAUAUUCGUCCGCCAAACUGGAGUGUUAGUGAACCGUACAAGGUUUUUCUGCAAAACCAAGACUCGAUGUGGACUCCUGAAUUAAGUUACUAUAUGAGCUUGAUUAGGCGCUUAGCAGACACCAUCAGUGGGAAAAAUGUCUUCUAUUCUACCGACUGGCGUUUUAAUGAGUUUCCAAAUGCUCCAACCCAUGCGCUCUAUGUGACCUGCGUGGAACUGCUGGGUCUGCCGGUGGCACCCUCCUUAGUGGCCAACAAUCUCAUUGAUGUAAUAGUCAGCGGAUAUGCGGUUAUUCCGCAGAAGGAUAUCCACAGCUAUAUCAAUGCCGUGGGCAUUGUUCUGGCGGCUUUACCUGAGCCUUACUGGAGUGGCAUAUACGACCGAUUACAGGAUAUGCUCAAUACACCCAAUAUGCUUAAUUGGACCUACAGAUUUAAUGCCUUUGAGUUGUUCAACUUUAAGACUGUACGUGAGGCUAUGCUGGAGAAGACCUACGCCGUGGUGUUGGCAGUAGCUCACUCUGUGUUUCAUCACAUGGGUGCUUUCAAGCUGGCUGCUAUGACUAGGUACCUCAAGGAAAAACUGAAGCCCUGCGUACGAACCGAGCAACAGUUAUUGUAUCUUUGUCACGUUUUUGGACCCUUCCUACAGCGUAUUGAGUUGGAAAAACCGAACGCUGUGGCCGGUAUUGCCGUCUUGCUUUACGAGAUUCUUGAGAUUGUGGACAAGCAGCAUGGACCAAAGCCAAUGCAGUAUAUGGACCAAAUAUGCGACUUCCUCUACCACAUUAAAUAUAUACAUGUUGGUAAUAUAAUCAAAAACGAAUCGGAGGCCAUCAUUAAACGGUUGCGCCCGCUGCUACAAAUGCGCCUUCGAUUCAUAACACAUCUUAACUUGGAGGAUAUUCACUCAGAAAAGAUCACCGACAAUGCCAACAAUAAUGCAAUGACAAGUCAAACACAAUCACCAUUGCAACCGCAACAUCAACAGCAGCCGCAGCAACUACAUCAACAACAGCAGCAGCAGCAGCAACAACAGCAAAUGCAAUUACAGCAGCAACAGGUGAAUGCAGUGCAAACAACCAGCGUCCCACUAGGCAGCGGUGGCAGCCUGCAACAGCAGCAGCAACUCACCCAGCAGCAACAAAUGUACAUGCAACAUAUGCAGCAGCAACAACAUCAGCACAUGCAGAACAUGAGACACAAUUAGACUACCAUAGACUCUAUAUUAACUGCAAGCAGACGUAAAAACAUAAGCCUUAUUUAAUAGUAUUAUUUUAUAAUGUUCCGGCUUUUUAAUAAUCAUCAAGUAAUCGUGUAAGUCGAAUUUCCAUGUAAUGUGUGAACCGUUCUCAAAUAUGUUAAGCGAGAGACUAAGAAACUUUUAAACAAA